Messenger RNA from Ilex paraguariensis (yerba mate), 1548 nucleotides. NCBI's taxonomy places the organism in Eukaryota, Viridiplantae, Streptophyta, Magnoliopsida, Aquifoliales, Aquifoliaceae. The record is from the annotation of a GenBank genome assembly.
AUGAAUCCAACCGAGUAUCUUCAGCCAUUUUUGGAUGUGAUUCGAUUUGAAGAAACUGGGGCCCCAAUUAAAGGUGUUGCUUUAUCAUCUGUUUACAAGAUUUUGAAUCUUGAUGUGCUUGAUCUGAACACAGUAAACGUUAAAGAUGCUAUGCACUUGGUAGUUGAUGUCGUGACUAGCUGCAGAUUCAAGGUGACUGAUCCUGCAUCAGAAGAAGUGGACCUGAUGAAGUUACUUCAGGUUCUUCUGGCUUGCUUGAAAAGUAAAGCAUCUGUUAUGUUGAAUAAUCAACAUGUUUGCACCAUUGUAAACACUUGUUUCCGUGUAGUACAUCUAUCAGGAACAAAAGAGAACGGCAAUGGUACUUCUGAAUAUGAUGGUCAACCAUCAUUUGGGAGUUUCAGUUCUAAUGUUGUCGGUAGUCUGGUUACAGCUGUGAUGGAUGAAGAUGUACUCGCUCAAGGUAAUGGGAAGGAUGUUGUCUCAUAUGAUAUGGAAUUGAUGACAGAGCCCUAUGGGGUCCUCUGCAUGGUGGGUAUAUUUCACUUCUUGUGCUCAUUAUUGAAUGUUAUUGUGCAUAUGGGAAUGGGUCCCAAAUCAAAUACUAUAGCUUUUGACGAAGAUGUGCCACUUCUUGCCUUGGGUUUGGUCAAUUCAGCAAUUGAAUUGGGUGGUCCUUCUAUACGUCGUCAUCCUAGGUUGUUGAGUUUGGUACAGGAUGAACUAUUCCGUAAUCUGAUGCAAUUUGGCUUGUCAAUGAACCCACUAAUUCUUUUAAUGGUUUGUAGUGUUGUUCUCAGUCUGCAUCAUCAUUUGCGUUCUGAACUCAAACUACAACUUGAAACUUUCUUUUCCUGUGUGAUUUUGAGGCUUGCACAAGGCUGUUAUGGGGCUUCAUAUCAGCCGCAGAAGGCAUUUAUGGUGGAGAUGUAUGCUAACUUAGAUUGCGACAUUACUUGCAGCAAUGUGUUUGAAGAUCUUGCCAACUUAUUGUCAAAAAGUGCAUUUCCUGUAAACUGUCUUUUGUCUGUGAUGCACAUUCUUGCUGUGGAUGGUCUGAUUGCUGUAAUUCAGGGAAUAACCGAGAGGAUCAGCAAUGGAUCUGUUAGUUCGGAACAAGGUCCUGUAACUCUUGAGGAGUAUAUCCCAUUUUGGAUGGUGAAGUGUGGCAACUACAGCGAUCCUGAUCAUUGGGUACCAUUUGUCCGGCGGAGGAAAUACAUUAAAAGGAGACUAAUGAUUGGUGUUGAUCACUUUAAUAGGGAUCCCAAGAAAGGGCUUGAGUUUCUUCAGGGAACGCAUCUCUUGCUUGACAAACUUGACCCUCAGAGCGUGGCUUGCUUUUUCAGGUAUACUGCUGGGUUAGAUAAGAAUCUUGUUGGGGAUUUCUUGGGCAACUAUGACGAGUUUUGUGUUCAGGUUCUUCAUGAAUUUGCCUGGACAUUUGAUUUCCAAUACAUGAACCUGGAUACUGCAUUGCGGCUAUUUCUGGAAACUUUCCGAUUGCCUGGAGAAUCACAAAAGAUACAAAGGGUUCUAGUCUUCUAG